Molecule: messenger RNA, 2078 nt
Organism: Hippopotamus amphibius kiboko
Lineage: Eukaryota; Metazoa; Chordata; Mammalia; Artiodactyla; Hippopotamidae
Gene: RAP1B
Product: RAP1B, member of RAS oncogene family
Exons: 9
Coding region: 261-815 (184 amino acids)
Biological process (GO): cellular response to cAMP; negative regulation of synaptic vesicle exocytosis; Rap protein signal transduction
Cellular component (GO): plasma membrane
Molecular function (GO): GDP binding; GTP binding; GTPase activity
Source: RefSeq, a predicted model, not a curated record
GCCAAACCUCGCCCAGAGUCAGGCGUGUAAACCAGCCCGAGCGGCGGCGGCGGUAGCGGCAGCGGCAGCGGCAGGACCGCCGUGGCGCCGGUAGCAGCGACCCGGAGGGAGCGCGAGGCGACGCUGGCUGCAGGGGCCCGGUGACAGCGCGAGAGGUCUGAGCCCAUUUACAGAAAGAAGGGACAUAUCUUCCUUUAAAAUUUCCUGAAGCCAAUUUCAUUUUGUUUCCUGUCAGGUACUAGCUUUUACAAGUUUGCACCAUGCGUGAAUAUAAGCUAGUCGUUCUUGGCUCAGGAGGUGUUGGAAAAUCAGCUCUGACUGUACAAUUUGUUCAAGGAAUUUUUGUUGAAAAAUAUGAUCCUACGAUAGAAGAUUCAUAUAGAAAGCAAGUUGAAGUAGAUGCACAACAGUGUAUGCUUGAAAUCUUGGAUACUGCAGGAACGGAACAAUUUACAGCAAUGAGGGAUUUGUACAUGAAAAACGGACAAGGUUUUGCAUUAGUUUAUUCCAUCACAGCACAGUCCACAUUUAAUGAUUUACAAGAUCUGAGAGAACAGAUUCUUCGAGUUAAAGACACUGAUGAUGUUCCAAUGAUUCUGGUUGGUAAUAAGUGUGACUUGGAAGAUGAAAGAGUUGUAGGAAAGGAACAAGGUCAAAAUUUAGCAAGACAGUGGAACAACUGUGCAUUCUUAGAAUCCUCUGCAAAAUCAAAAAUAAACGUUAAUGAGAUCUUUUAUGACCUAGUGCGGCAAAUUAACAGAAAAACUCCAGUCCCUGGGAAGGCCCGCAAAAAGUCGUCAUGUCAGCUGCUUUAAUAUACUAAAUGCAUUGUAGCUCUGAGCCAGGUCUGAAGAACUGUUGCCCAAUUCAACAGUGCCAGCAUUCCAACUUUGUUAAACCUACCAACAUCUUCAAUGGACUUUCUGUGGUGGUACCCUUUAAGAGGCGGAUGAAAGCUACUACAUCAGUUUGCACAUUCUAAUCACUUUCCAGUAUCACAAGAGAGAUUUUUACUUAUAUAAUAGUCCUAGAGUAUGCAGCUGGUAAAACCAGAGGCUACAAUCCAGUAUUACUGCUAAGAGACAUUUUUCAUCCACCAAUGUUGUACAUGUAUGAAAAUGGUGUACUGUAUACUUUAACACGCCCCAUACUUUGUAUUGGAGAGUACAAUAAUGUAAAUCCUAAAAGCACCACUAUUUUAGCAUAAUAAAAGAAAGUCCAAAGAGCUCCUAUAUAGACUACUCCAGAUAACUUCGCUUCUUUGAUACUUGUAGCUUAUUGUAAUUUUUUUUAAGAAAUUCAAGGUCAUUAUCAUUGUAUUGUACAAAUAAGCGCUUUGAUUAACACAGCUAUAUAGUUUUUUUAAUUUUUAAAAAACCUGUGGAGACAGUGAUCCUUGUCUUUAAAAUAUGAUAGUCCUUUCAGUAUAAUGUCUUAGAUUAAAGACGUUGCCUUUAAUAUCUGUUGGGAAGGAAAUGUCCAGACUUUUCAAAUCUUUUAUUAUAUGUUUCCUUUUUUGUUUACAUAGGGAACAAUGUUUAUAGUUGUGUGUACAGUGGGGGUCUACAACAAGAAGUGUAUAUUUUCAAACAAUUUUUUAAUGAUUUAACAAUUUUUGUAAAUCAUUUUCAGGCUUCUGCAGCUGUAGAUUCUCACUGUGAAUCCCCUGCUUGCUCAUGCAUAAGUGUAUUUGCAAUACCAAAUAUACAGGUUUAGUAUUUUUGCCUGUUAGUGAUUGUUUCACAUGUGUAACGUUUUGGUUGAGAUGUUAAAUGGUGGACGAGUACUGUGGAUGUGAAUGUGGAAAGUAAUUUUAAUCAAGUGUAAUUGGUCACAAGGCCUAAGUUGCAGUAACUAUUGCUGUUUUAUUUAACAAUGCCUUGUUGCUUUGUAUGCAUUAACGUUUGGGUGUAAAGAUUGUGUGUCUAUCCAACAGGGAGCCACAGUAUUUAAAUUGACCAGCCUAAUGUUACAACUACUUUUGAGGUGGCCAAAUGUAAACUAAAAGCCUUAAUUAAAGUGGUGCAAUUUUGUAUAACUUAGCAUCAGUAGUUCAAUAAAUUUGGAUUGCCAUGCAA